AUGCCUGAUGGAACAUCUCUUACAGACGGCGCGACUACAUUGCAAAGCCUGCCCGCUCGUGACAACGUCACUCCAGUCAAUCCGACAUCCUCGACAACGGCUGGGUCGCGGAUACUGGGAGGCAGCAACGCAAUCGAGGGCGCUUUCCCCUACCAGGCUGGACUGUGGAUGAGCGGCAGCAGUCGGCCGUUCUGCGGCGCCACCAUCGCUGACGCUAACAAUCUCGUCACGGCAGCCCACUGUGUCCUCUACAGCAACGGAGACGUAAUACCCGCCAAAUAUCUGAGCGUGUCAGUGGGCAGCGUGCACAUCUCGUCCGGCUCCAGAGUGAAGCUGUCCGCAGUCUUUGUCCACUCCGAAUACAACCGCACAACAAACCAGAACGAUAUCGCUGUUCUCAGGAAUGGGCGAACUUCAAAUGAGCUGAAGUACGUGACGGUGAAUGUGACGGACACAGCGAUUUGCCGCACGAGGCUACUCGUACUGGAAGGAAUGCUGUGUGCUGGAGGAGUGAGCAACCAAGACUCCUGCCAGGGAGACAGUGGUGGGCCACUCGUGUGUAAUGGUUCACUUGCAGGAAUAGUCAGCUUUGGCUACUACUGCGGUCUGCCAGGCUACCCUGGCGUGUACACCGACGUGUCCAAAUUUGGCGACUUCCUCAACUAUUCGCUGACCAGAGCCGGCGCCGCGUCAGUGACGUCACCAGGCUACCAGACGCUGGCCGUCAUUGGCUCCAUCGUAGCCACGUGGGCAGCGUGGGGAGCGGCCAGCCGGGUCUAA
Molecule: messenger RNA, 780 nt
Organism: Schistocerca piceifrons (Central American locust)
Lineage: Eukaryota; Metazoa; Arthropoda; Insecta; Orthoptera; Acrididae
Product: trypsin alpha-like
Exons: 5
Coding region: 1-780 (259 amino acids)
Biological process (GO): proteolysis
Molecular function (GO): serine-type endopeptidase activity
Source: RefSeq, a predicted model, not a curated record